Messenger RNA from Sebastes umbrosus (honeycomb rockfish), 4379 nucleotides. Its product is annotated as GTP-binding protein 1-like. The transcript has 16 exons. Bases 141 to 2222 code for a protein of 693 amino acids. The record is from RefSeq and is a predicted model, not a curated record. Gene Ontology annotation, biological process: translational elongation. Gene Ontology annotation, molecular function: translation elongation factor activity; GTPase activity; GTP binding. Lineage: Eukaryota; Metazoa; Chordata; Actinopteri; Perciformes; Sebastidae.
GCGUGACUUUGAGUACUGUAAGCCAAUCCGCUGCGUCCAUUCUGUGAAGGGGGCGUGUCUUCCACUCAGCGUCAAGAGAAACCGAAGCUAACCCGAAUAAACAACUCAGUUAGCCUCUGAGCUAGUUAGCAUCUCCUGACAUGGCGUCGUUAGCGACAGAAGCAGCGACCUGUCCGGGUUCAAUACCCGCAACAGAGUCCAUAGUGCCGGCUUGUAUGUUCGCACCGGACCGGGGGGGGUGUGCGGAUGAUCCAUCCGGAUCAGAGGGCUUCGAGGACGGCGACGGGACCAACGGAGAGUCCGCGGAUCAUCUAGAUUUAAGCAGCAAGCUGGUCCUAGUGAGUCCAACAGCUCAACAGUACGAUUCGUUACUACGGCAUCUGAGGGAGCAGAUAGAUGAGGGCUGUGGAGAGACAAUCUAUGUGGUUGGGAUGGGCUCAGACGGGGGUGACUACGGUCUGGAUGAGAAGGACAUGGAGGCGUCGGUCGCCACGGUGCGGUCGCUAUGUGAACAGAUCGAGGCUGACCUGAUCUUGCUCAGAGACAGGACAGACGCUGGCGGAAAGAUUCGGGACUACCUCAUGCGCCGGCGUGUGGGCGAGGAGGAUUUCCUGGAAGUCAGAGUGGCGGUGGUAGGGAAUGUGGACGCAGGGAAGAGCACUCUGCUGGGGGUUUUGACCCAUGGUGAGCUGGACAACGGCAGAGGCUUUGCUCGCCAGAAGCUCUUUAGACACAAACAUGAAAUGGAGAGCGGCAGGACGAGCAGCGUCGGCAAUGAUAUCCUGGGUUUUGACCAGGAGGGACAGGUGGUGAACAAACCAGACAGCCACGGUGGCGGCCUCGACUGGACCAAGAUCUGUGAGAAAUCCUCCAAGGUCAUCACCUUUAUUGACCUGGCUGGCCACGAGAAAUACCUCAAGACUACCGUCUUCGGCAUGACGGGACACCUGCCUGAUUUCUGCAUGCUCAUGGUUGGCAGUAACGCCGGCAUCGUUGGCAUGACCAAAGAGCAUCUGGGUCUGGCUCUGGCCCUGAAUGUGCCGGUGUUUGUAGUGGUUACCAAGAUAGACAUGUGUCCAGCCAACAUCCUGCAAGAGACGCUAAAAUUAUUGCAGAGGUUAUUAAAGUCACCAGGCUGCAGGAAAAUCCCCGUGCUGGUCCAGAACACGGAUGAUGUCAUCGUCACAGCCUCCAACUUCAGCUCUGAGAGGAUGUGUCCAAUUUUUCAAAUCUCAAAUGUGACGGGGGAGAACAUGGAACUGCUGAAGAUGUUCCUCAACCUCCUCUCUUCCAGAACGAACUUCAACAACGAUGAGCCUGCUGAGUUCCAAAUAGACGACACAUACUCAGUACCGGGAGUGGGCACAGUAGUUUCAGGGACUACGUUACGUGGAAUGAUACGACUCAACGACACGCUGCUCUUAGGCCCAGACCCGCUGGGCACCUUCAUCCCCAUCGCAGUCAAAUCCAUCCACCGAAAGAGGAUGCCUGUCAAAGAGGUCCGCGGUGGACAGACGGCAUCCUUUGCCCUCAAAAAGAUCAAACGUUCAUCGAUAAGGAAAGGCAUGGUGAUGGUUUCCCCGAAGUUGAUGCCACAGGCCACCUGGGAGUUUGAGGCUGAGAUUCUGGUGCUACACCACCCCACCACGAUAUCACCGAGAUACCAGGCCAUGGUCCACUGUGGCAGCAUCAGGCAGACAGCCACCAUCCUGACCAUGAACAAAGACUGUCUGCGGACAGGGGACAAGGCAGCAGUCCACUUCCGCUUCAUUAAGACCCCCGAGUACCUACACUGUGACCACAAACUGGUGUUCAGGGAAGGACGCACUAAAGCUGUGGGCACCAUCACCAAGCUUCUCCAAGCAGUGAACACCCAGGCAGCGAAGGCCCAGCAGGCCAAGAUGCUUUCCAGUAAGAAGACUUUUAAAGACGGCACAGCAGCCAAUGAGGAGGCUGGAUCGACAGCACGACCGCUUAGUCCGAACUCAGCACAGCUAGCAACAGUGGCAGAGGAGGAGGCUCUAUGUAAAGAUGGCAACAAAGAGAACAAGCUCAAGUCGGGAGGUGGAGGACGCCGAAGAGGGGGUCAAAGACAUCGAGGGAAAGCCCUGAACACUCCAACAAUCUCUACAGCAGUUCCUGCAGGAGCAGCAGACGGCACCAGGGUAGUAGUCCACGUACUGUCACGUCAGUCACAUGGAGAAGAAGACUGUGGUCAGUAGUUGGAUAAACAUUAUUUAUAUAGCUCCUGAGACUGACAGUUUGAAUUUACGUUGUGAAUUGACUGAACUGAAAGAGAAUCAAUGCUAACCGUAGGUGUAUUCAUGUCCGUGACAUGAAGCAAAAAUUGAAAUAAAUCGCACCUGCUAGAUGCUCGUUGAAUUUUGUCGUUCUAAUGCCGGUUUACCCUCGUUAAAUAAUCCUCUGGAAAUCACAGUCUAAAGAUUUGCUUUCCUGGUGUAACAGGGUUUAAUGAAUAUUGUUGCCAGGCUACAGAAAAGUCAUUGCCCGUCAUGAAACAUUUAUAACUCAUAGAUAAAGAGCAAAAGCAGUCUCUUAUUCAUUUGAUCUUACAUGGCCUAUGUUUAAUCAUCCUGCCAUAGAAAGGUCAUCUUUUAUCAUAGUUAGCCCUUACUUUUGGAGCCAAGAGAAAAGCGCGACAUGCCCUUGCUUUUUUUUUUUUCCCCCCAAAGUAAUGUCAAGUGUCAAAGUGUGUUAAGAUGGCACAAGUCCUUGUGAAGUGGCCUACUUAGUUUAACGGAAAAAAUAUCGUAAAGGGGUAGUUCAGGUGUUUCUCAGUGGGGUUGUAUGAGGUACGUGUAUAUAGUCAGUGUAUUACCUACAGUAGAUGACGGUCGGCACGCUCCCAGCUUGGAGAAACAGACAGGAGUACCAGCACGGGAGCAAAGUAACGUACUGCUGUGAAAAAUCAAUAACAUUUUAAGUGUAUGCUAUACUUACACACAUUUACACUGCUUUUCCUUGUUGUCAAACAGCUGUUUCGAACGGUGAACUGAAGCCGUUAUCUAUGCUCUUGCCAAAGUCACCAGACUCCAUUGAAAUCAAUCUUUUAGUUUGUUUGUGUUAUUGUGUGACUUUGGUUAGUUUGCAUUCAUCAAAGUCACACAAUAAUACAAACAAACUAACCGAUCGAGGCGGCAGUAGACGAGCAACUCCUGUAUUCUGCAAGGUAAAUCUACUGUUUAUUUCAAUGGAGUCUGGAUGCUUUGGCUAGAGCAUAGAUAACGGCUUCAGUUCCCUGUUGGAAACAUGGACUGUAUAGCAGUCUCUCAUGGCAAGGUAAACCGGCGAAAAUAUUCUGAAUAUAGCACACUUAAACUGAUAUUGACUUUUAAGGUGUCUAAAAUACAUUUUGCUGCCGGCCCCGUCCUGUAACUCCUGUCUGCUUCUCCAAGCUGGGGACGUGCCGACCAUCAUCUACUGUAGUUGAUACACUGACUAUGGAUAAGUACCUCAUACAACCCCACUGAGAAACAUCCAAACUAUCCCUUUAACCCAGGCGGCACAACUUUCUUCCAUUUUGAUGCAGUCUGACCACCAAAAAAUCCAGACGCUGAUACUCUCAUGCACAACAAUUAUUCAUUCAGCAGCGGUGACGCACACCUUAAAUGUCAAAAAAGCCGAGUAAGAACAUGAUGAAAUGAUGCUACUGUGACUUUGAGUGUAUUAUCUCUUUGUGCUCCAUAUGAAUGGUCUAAUCCAAAUCAGACAGGAAGCCGAUGUUUUUCACGUGACAAGAGAUUAAUCUUUUUUUGGUACACACUACAACAGCUCCAGUAGUCAAUCAGCCAGAUAAACUGUGUGACGUUUUUGUUAAGGGUCUAAACACAGCAGCCGAUAAUGCACAAGUUAAUAAUGCAAGUCAUCUCAGAUCGUCUCUAAUAAGCUAACAUAAAUCAGUGAUCACAUCGAACUAAACUAAAAACUAAAUCGAGUUGCCACGUUUUAUUGCAACAGACAGCUACAAUCUUAUGUUUGCAUUUUUCAACUGGUUUAAUCAAGUUAUUGAUCGUCCUCUUCCCAGUUUUGAGGUUAUAUUGGGAAACUAGUUUUAUCGGGUGUAACAAUUUCAAGUUUUUUUUUGCUUCUUCAAAAGCCCCAAUGUCCCCUUCAUAUACAUACUAUGAUUUCAUGCCGGUCAGUCUGCUCUUACGAGUCUUUUGGGCCACUGAAUUACCCAUUUUAUGAAGAUCACAAACCUACUGAACUGCCAGAAUAUUAGCAAUUACCAAUUGUUUUUUUUUUCUUUUUUGAAGGGACACAUUUUGUGUAUAUGUAUGAACAACGUUGUGCAGAAGAACUAAGGAUACAGUUUGUGUUGUAAAUCCUUUUAAAAUAAAGAUGUUACAGAAAAUUGA